This is a messenger RNA of Ailuropoda melanoleuca (giant panda), 5492 nucleotides long. It is a transcript of the gene GCLM, whose product is annotated as glutamate-cysteine ligase modifier subunit. Gene Ontology annotation, cellular component: glutamate-cysteine ligase complex. Gene Ontology annotation, molecular function: enzyme regulator activity; glutamate-cysteine ligase catalytic subunit binding. Gene Ontology annotation, biological process: glutathione biosynthetic process. The coding region runs from base 442 to 1266 and encodes 274 amino acids. The record is from RefSeq and is a predicted model, not a curated record. The transcript is spliced from 7 exons. Lineage: Eukaryota; Metazoa; Chordata; Mammalia; Carnivora; Ursidae.
CCCGCCGCGCGCCGGCCCGCCGCCCGGCGCCACACCCGCCACAGGCCAAGGGCCAGUCACCCGCGGGCGGGCGACCCGCAGCUCUCUCGCAGCCCCGCCCGGCCCGGCCCCGCCGCGGGACCGGUAACGGUUACCAAGCACUUUCUCAGCCGCGGUUUCUGCUUAGUCAUUGUCUUCCAGGAAACGGUCCCUUCAGUUGGGAAUCAACUCUCCGGCGGCGGCCGCACUAGCAGUAGCCGCCCCGGCCAGCGCGUCCUUCCCGGGCCGCCGCUCCGCCACCAUCCGGCCUCCCUCGGUCCCGAGCACAGGCCGAGGUCCCGCCGCGUGGGGCGGCCAGUCUCGCGCUCGGCUCUCCGGCCUCGGGCACCGCGUCCUGUGGGGCGGCCUCCAUCCCCGCCUGCGGCCCCGUCGCCUCCUGGCUCCCCUCCGUGGGCCGCUGCCAUGGGCACCGACAGCCGCGCGGCCGGGGCGCUGCUGGCGCGGGCCCGCACCCUGCACCUGCAGACAGGGAACCUGCUGAACUGGGGUCGCUUGCGGAAGAAGUGCCCGUCCACGCACAGCGAGGAGCUUCGAGAUUGUAUCCAAAAGACCUUGAAUGAGUGGAGUUCCCAAAUCAGCCCCGAUUUGGUCAGGGAAUUUCCAGAUGUCUUAGAAUGUACUGUAUCUCAUGCAGUAGAAAAGAUAAAUCCUGAUGAAAGAGAAGAAAUGAAAGUUUCUGCAAAACUGUUCAUUGUAGGAUCAAACUCUUCAUCAUCAACUAGAAAUGCAGUAGACAUGGCCUGUUCAGUCCUUGGAGUUGCACAGUUGGAUUCUGUGAUCAUUGCUUCACCUCCUAUUGAAGACGGAGUUAAUCUCUCCUUGGAGCAUUUGCAGCCUUACUGGGAGGAAUUAGAAAACUUGGUUCAGAGCAAAAAGAUUGUUGCGAUAGGUACCUCUGAUCUAGACAAAACUCAGUUGGAACAGCUGUAUCAGUGGGCACAGGUAAAACCAAAUAGUAAUCAAGUUAAUCUUGCCUCCUGCUGUGUGAUGCCACCGGACUUGACUGCAUUUGCUAAACAAUUUGACAUACAGCUAUUGACUCAUAAUGAUCCAAAAGAACUGCUUUCUGAAGCCAGUUUCCAAGAAGCUCUUCAGGAAAGCAUCCCUGACAUUCAAGCACAUGAGUGGGUGCCCCUGUGGCUACUGCGGUAUUCGGUCAUUGUUAAAAGUAGAGGAAUUAUCAAAUCAAAAGGCUACAUUUUACAAGCUAAAAGAAGGGGCUCUUAACUAUGACUUAGGAUCAUAACCUACUGACUUGUAUUUUCCUUGAAUAUAAGAUAAAAUUGAGAUGUAUAAAAAUUAGUUACUGCCUGUAAAUGGUGUCAUGGAGGCAGAUAUUCUUCAGUUAUAUUUGACAAUAUGGUAUCUGUCAAGUUUUGAAUACUUCUCUUGCCUCCAUAUCAGUUCACUCACAUGAACCACUGUAUUGUUUUCAUUAAACUAUUGUUUUCUAAUUGAAAUUGUCUAUAAAGAAAAUACUUGCAAUAUAUUUUUCCUUUAUUUUUAUGACUAAUAGAAAUCAAGAAAAAUUGUUAGAUAUAUUUUGGGCCUAGGUAUCAGGGUAAUGUAUAUACAUAUUUUUUAUUUCCGAAAAUUAAUUAAUGGCUUCUUACCUAUAGUACAGCUAAGCAAUUUAAUUACAAUUGUUAAAACUGAAAUACUGGAAGAUAUUUUUUCUGUUAUUGAUAAGAUGAUUAUAUCCCAGAGUAACUGGAGUAGCUGGGAUCUACUAGUAGUGUAAGUAAAAUUCAUUUCUUCAAUACAUGAAUGAAAACUUAAACUUAACUGUCCUUGCUUGUAGUUUACCUAUAAUGAUUUAAUCUUGUAUUCUUGUGCCAUAUUUUCCUUGCUACUAUUUCCAAGACAAACCAAAGUCAAUCUGAAAAAGGAGACUAGAAACUUCGAAAUUAUUAUUUGGGGGUUUUAUAAAAACAACAAUUAUCAUCUCCAGAUUCUUUUUAAUACUUGACCCAUCCUUAAUAUUUUGCUAUUCAUUCAAGAAUAUUUAAAAAGUAUUGAGUGUUUAUCAUAUGCUGGGCACUGUGGGCUCUGGGGAGGGGGGGCACAGGGAGUCAGAAUCAGUUGAGUAAAAUAUGUAAUAUUUGCUCCCCACUAAUAACUGACUCAGAGGGACUAACAGCCAGAAAAGGAGUGAAAAAAUCUUUAACUCAGGGUGAACAUUGUCUAUUUAGACAACUUUUUUUGAGAUACAGUCUUAACUAUUUAAAAGCAAAAUGAUAUCAAAACUUUAGAGCUGGGAGAGGUUAUAGAUUAUUUAUUAUAUUCCUCAUUAGUUUAAGAACCAGAAAAUAGCAAAUAAAUACACUGUGGCCAUUGAUACAGACUACAGGUCUCCUUAGUUGUAUAAAUUUUUAUCUGUAACCCAAAUAGUUUGAAAAGUUCUUCAAAAAUCUCUUGAAUGUCAAUCAGUACUUUUAAACCAUGUGUCUUAAUACAUGGUUUAUAAAAAAAACUAAUACAGGGUCCCUGGGUGGCUCAGUCAGUUAAGUGUCUGCCUUUGGCCCAAGUCAUGAUCCUGGGAUCCUGGGAUUGAGCCCCCAUUGGGCUUCCUGCUCAGCAGGAGUCUGCUUCUCACUCUGCCCCUCCGCCCUGCUCAUUCUCUCUCUCUCUGUCUCAUAAAUAAAAUCCUUAAAAAAAAAAAAAAAACUAAUAUGUAAAACUAAUUUUGCCCAGGCUUUUUCAACUUAGAGAAAAGUGAUUCCAUAGCCAAAGUAAAUACACUAGGAGCGCCUGGGUGGUGCAGUUGGUUAAGUGUCCGACUCUUGCUUUGGCUCAAGGUCAUGAGAUCAAGCCCCACGUAGGGUUCUGACUCUGAGCACCAGAGUCUGCUUGGGAUUCUCUUUCUCCCUCUGCCCCAACCCUGCAUGUGUGCGCGCAUGCAUGCGCUCUCUAAUAAAUAGAUCUUUAAAAAGAAAAAAAAAGGUAAAUACACCAGACUCUUCCUAUCCUAAAUAAGGUUUUGUAGUUUAUUGGUUAGAUAAUUUGAUCAUUAGAAUUGUAACAUGAAAUCAGCUGAUUUACUUGCUAAAAUUCAUUUAGACUUAGAGCUUCCUGAAGCCUUAUAUAGCCUUUAUAUUAAUUGUAUAUAAUGUUAUUGAAUGUAUAUAGUUAACUUUUUUCUUUGGAAAUGUGUAACAUUUUUUUCAUACAACAUAAGUCUUUAAAUAAAUGCUCAUUUUAAUUUAAGCCUAAACAGUGAAUUGGUCAAGAUAUCUUAAGAGGGAACUUAAUAUCACAUUUGUUGCUUUUUAAAACCCUAGACUUAUAAAAAUGGAUUGUUUGAAGGGUUAUUUUGAAAAUGAAAAAAAAAAAACAACUUAUGUUUCUAAUUGAUCCAAAACUUCAGAGGAGUUUUUUUUGUGUUCUUUCUCCCCGCCUCUCUUGACAAAGAAGCAAGACUGUAGAUUCAUUUUGUGAAGGGGAUCGUGUAUGUAUGGAAUUUUAAAAUGAGUUUUUUGUUUCACUUCUGUACCUUUAAUUUCUAUUAUUGAAUAACCAUUUUUUUUAAAAAAACUGAUUUUUUUUUUUAAGACUUGACAAUUUUCCAAUCUGGUGUUCACAUCUAUUUUUUUUUUUUGUAAACUAUCAGAAUAUAGUGAGUGCUUUUCAAAUAUUUAAGGACUUAGUGUUUAAAAAGCCAUAAAAUAAAGAACAGUAAUACUACCAAAUAAUUGCUUAAAGCUGAAAGCUAAGUUAUCAAUAGUGUAUAUAACAGAUAUGUUUUCUGGGGAGAGGUGUAUCCAAUGACUCAAGGUAGAAAGAAUUUAUAUAAUUUUUUUUUCAGUAAACUUGAAAAGAAGCUACAGUUUAUUACAUUUCCAAAAUACACUGGAGCCUUACAUUAACACAAUGUACUGUAACUUAGAAUUUGUUCUGUGAUGAGUCUAUCUUAUAUUCCCAUCCAAGAAACUGUAGUCACCAGAAGGACCAAGAUGUCUUAUAAAAUAUGUUCACAUGGUGUAAAUUCUGCAGACCACACUGUGCUAGUACGCUAGCAGAGUGUCCUCUUAGGGGUAGCCAGUGCUAGAUUGAAUCACAAAUAGCUAAUAAUUUUUCUGUUCUCAAAGAAGAUCACAUAAACAGCUAUGUGUGGAAUGGAAAAUAAAGUUACUAUAUUUUGAAUGAAUGGUCAGACUUACCCCUACCAGAGCCAAGUAAGUAGUAACUGAAAUAGAAUCUCAGUUUUCAGUGAUAAAAGGUGUAAGAUUCAUUUAAUUACAACUCAUUUUUGAACAGAUUUUCUUUCCAAAUUUUCCACCCAGCAUUUUCAGUAUUGGGGAAUGAAAUGAUUGACAGUUCAUCUCUCUGACAAUUGUACAUUUAGAGAAAUUUGAAGUUGUUUUAAUGAGAAUUUAAACCAUUUGCUUUCAUUAUCAAGUAUACCAACUUAUGAUUCUGAAAAUAUUUUUUUUAAGUUAACUUCCUGAUGUACCAGAACUUGUACCUGUCAUUUCCUUAUAAAGUUGUUGAUGGGAUAUGUCAGUUUUAUUUUUGAAGAGUAUGUAACAUAACUUUCAUUAAUAUUUUUUAUAGUUUUCAGAAUUAGAAAUACAUUUAAGGCAGGAAAAUAUUUUCAUUAGAUAAUUCUACUUUUAUGUGUCUAUAGUGGUGUAUUAUAAAAUAGACAAAAUAUAAAGCAUUAAUAAAUUUUUAUAAUAGUCUUUAAUUUCGCCUAUGAGUAUUAUGAAUUAUCUAAUUAAAACAAAGUAUGUUGUAUACUGUUUGAGUUGUUUGAAAUAGUUGAAAGCAUCCUAGAGUAUUAUAUUGAUUUUGACCUAUUUGAACUCAAACUGAGUAUGAUUUGAAAAUAAAUUAUGAAUAAUUUUUAAAUAUCCAAGCCAUAAAGCUAUUCAUGCAUUCAUCCAUUCAAAGAUUUAUCAAAUGCCUGCUAUAUGCCAGCCAUUCUGUGUAAGGUAUUGGCAGAUACAGAAAUAAACAACCUCUGUCUUCAAGGAGCACAUAGUAUAUGUGGGGGGGAGAGAGAUCUGUACAUGCACAAGAGCAGUAGAGUCCAUCUGUUAAUGAUCAAAGUGGGGAAAAGGGAUUGGGGCAUAUAAAAGGAAGUGGGGUUACUGCAGAAAUUAGCCUGAGAGUAGGCUGAGAGGAUGGCUGGGCAUUCUGGCAGAGGCCUGUGUUUGCCUUGUUUGUAAAUAGGCUUUUAUUGAAUGAUGAACAAUUUAUAUGUAAACUUUAGAAAUUCAGUGAAAACACUUUCUUAAAGAGCUUGCCCUUACGUAUAGAAAGGAAUGGCUUCUGUUGAGACAAGAGUAAGGUUGGAAACGUAAUAUUUUAUUUAAAAAGAGGCUAAAACUUGCUCAAAUCCCCCAAAUAUAUCAGAGUAUUGCUGUUAAAAUUUCACUACCAAAAAGGGCAAACAAAACCUUAAUAUGUAUCUCUCAGCAAUGAAUAAAUGCAUAAAAUGUCAUACAAGA